Messenger RNA from Oxyura jamaicensis (ruddy duck), 1120 nucleotides. RefSeq names its product ring finger protein 224 (gene RNF224). The transcript has 2 exons. Lineage: Eukaryota; Metazoa; Chordata; Aves; Anseriformes; Anatidae. The coding region runs from base 112 to 618 and encodes 168 amino acids. The record is from RefSeq and is a predicted model, not a curated record.
GGCGGCUGCAGGAACGGCCUCAUCUGCAGGGGCUUGGAAAGAGCGCGGGUGUGAGCAGAUGACUUCAGUGUGCCACAAAUAAAGUUACUGCCCUCUUCUGCCCUGCCAAGCAUGUCCCAGGCUGGUGGCAGCCCCCGGGCCGAGGACACGGGGCCACACAUUGAGGCGCACUCACGCACACCGAGCCGGGGCAGCCAGAGGGUUGAGUGCAUCAUCUGCUACUCCUCCUACGACCUGUGUGGCCGGCUGCCGCGCCGGCUGUACUGCGGCCAUACCUUCUGCCAGACCUGCCUCAAGCGCCUGGACGCCGUCGCCAACGAGCAGCGCUGGAUCCCCUGCCCGCAGUGCCGCCAAAACACGCCCACGCCGCGUGGCGGCGUCACCAUGCUCGACCUCGACCUGGCCACCUUCCUCGCCGUCAAGGCUGACAAGGAGCAGCUCCGGGUGGCUGGAUCGUCCCUGCCAGACAUGGCCACCAAGGGCUCGUGCAAGGAGCCGGCGGUCACACAGCAGCCGUCGGGGCUGUGCCAAGACGUGGUGCCCCAGGCCCCCUUCCCACGCCACGGCUGCUGCCGGCCAUGCAUCUGCUGCGGGGUGACGGCUGAUUUAGAGAGCUGAGUUGGGGGACAAGGGGACAGCAGCAUGUGGGCAGGCUUGGUGCAGCUCAGUGGAGCCAGCCAUGGCAUUCUGCAUCACACGCUGAGCUCCCAGGGUCUCACGAUUUGGGGACCCCAUGCCGUGCCCCAGGCCCAUGUGUGGAUGGUAGUACUGGGGCUGUCCCCGUAGCCUAGGAAGGGAUUCAGCUUUCUUGGGGUUUGCUCUCUAUCCUGCUGGGAUUUAGGGUGCAAUAGGAGGGGAUGAGGAUAUUUCCACCCUUCAUCCUGACAACUCCAAAACCUGGUCCAACCAUCACGGUUGUCUCCUGGUGCCUGGCCCAGGGCUUGCUGGUGCCUGGCUUUUCCUGUGCAUGCAGAUAUGUGAUGGGGGCACCUUCACCAAGGCAGGGGGUGAAGGAGCCUGGCACAGUGCAGCAUUGCAGAGAUGCUCGGGGGAGUAUCCAACACAUCUAUUAAACACCUUCUGUGCUGCACCUGUUGGUUGUAUUUGUUAGUCAGCCUCA